AUUGGCCGCAUGUCUGAGCUCGACAUGGACAAGAUGUACCAUGACCUGAUGCGUUCCCACGGGUUUCGUCCGGUGUCCUCCUCUGCUCCAACCGCCACUCUGCUCGAUGAUGUAGCCGCCGUGCCAUCCAACAUGCCAUCUGGAACUCCAUCUGCCAUCCCUGUUACCGGUCCAACCACCAUUCCAUCCGAGACCCUCAACGAGAACAACUACACCCCCAUCGCUUGGGAGCCUCAGCCGGAUGUAGAUCCUAACGCUCCUCCACCCCCUCAACCGAUCUAUCCAGCAUACACCGGACAGUUCCAGUCUGGCCCAGCUGCUAGAGCAUACCGGAAGCGCAACCGCAUAGCACCCAAGUCUCUCGCAUCGGAUGUCGAGCGUGUCAAGCGUUAUGGACGCAUGUACUGGGUACGCCGCAUCUACGAGUCUAUGAUCGACAUCUCCAACGUCAGUGACAGCGCAAACUCCAUCCACCGAACGCGGUUCAUGGUAGAACAAGCAUUCAAUCCCUUGGAUCUGGAAGCCGCAGCACACCAUGUAUUCGAUGAAGCCUUGGCUGUGCACGAGCGGGGCUGGGUCCGACCUACCAUCUACCACAAAAAGGUGGUACGUGGCAAACUCACAGACGUCAGCGAGAAGUGCUUGGAGAGGCGGCUGGCUCGCAUCUGUCUUUGUCUCCAGCAGAAGAAGGCGACGGUUGAUGACGCUCUCCGUGGAGGUGUGACUCUUGCGCUUCUGUGCGAUAACCCUGAGGCGAGGGGCUUUACUAAGCUUUCCAACAACGCCGGUAACGCAAAGCGUGGAGAGCGACUGAGAGCCGCAAAGGAG
Alternaria alternata is the source of this 828-nucleotide messenger RNA. RefSeq lists its product as hypothetical. The annotation marks the transcript as partial. The transcript has 2 exons. The record is from RefSeq and is a predicted model, not a curated record. Lineage: Eukaryota; Fungi; Ascomycota; Dothideomycetes; Pleosporales; Pleosporaceae.